AUGGCUUCAGACUGGAAAAGGGGAAUUUGUGUGAGGGAGAACCAGGAGAAGGAGAAAGUGCUGAACUCCCUGAUGUCCGGGGCUCUGGCUGGGGCUGUGGCUAAAACUGCAGUGGCUCCUCUGGACAGGACAAAAAUCAUGUUCCAAGUGUCUUCAAAAAGAUUUUCUGCUAAGGAAGCCUACAGGCUGAUCUACCACACCUACCUCAACGAGGGCUUCUGGAGCCUCUGGAGAGGCAACUCUGCCACCAUGGUGCGGGUGAUCCCCUACGCCGCCAUCCAGUUCUGCGCCCACGAGGAGUACAAGCAGAUCCUGGGCAACUACUACGGAUUCCAGGGAAAGGCACUGACGCCUUUCCCUCGCUUCAUUGCUGGCUCCCUGGCUGGCACCACAGCUGCCAUGGUCACCUACCCGCUGGACAUGGUCCGUGCCCGCAUGGCUGUCACACCCAAGGAGAUGUACAGCAGCAUUGUGCACGUCUUCAUCCGGAUAUCCCGGGAGGAGGGGCUGAAAACCUUGUACAGGGGCUUCACGCCCACCAUCCUGGGCGUCAUCCCCUACGCCGGCCUCAGCUUCUUCACCUACGAGACGCUGAAGAAAGUGCACGCAGAGCACAGCGGCAGGGCGCAGCCCUCGCCCCCGGAGCGGCUGCUGUUCGGGGCGUGCGCCGGCCUCAUCGGCCAGUCGGCCUCGUACCCGCUGGACGUGGUGCGGCGCCGCAUGCAGACGGCCGGCGUGCUGGGCCACAGCUACAGCUCCAUCCUGCUCACCAUGCAGGACAUCGUGCGCGAGGAGGGGCUGGUGCGAGGCCUCUACAAAGGGCUCAGCAUGAACUGGGUGAAGGGCCCCAUCGCCGUGGGCAUCAGCUUCACCACCUUCGACCUGACGCAGAUCCUGCUGCGCAAGCUGCAGCGCGGCCCCGGCCUCCAGAGGUAGUGGCUUCGUGUGGAAAGAGCAGUUUGUUCUUCCCCGGCCUCCCACGUGCUCCUGCAGCUGCGAACUCGCCCGUUUGUUGGGGUUUUUUUUGGUUUUUCCUGUUGUUCCCGGGUAUAUUUUUUCCCCCUUUUUAAUUUGGAAGCCUAAGUGAAAAAUUCCCGAUCCUGCAGAGCUGAGUCCUCCUCCAAAGCAGCUGCCUCAGCCUUCCCAUGGACUGUGGAGCCUCCCACCCCACCUGUGCUGCUCCUGGCUCCUCAGCUGGCUCUCCGUGGGCAGAAGGAAGCGGUGGAUGAUGGAAGAGGGGGCUCGGAGCUGUUGGGAAUGACCCCCUGGAUCUGGGAAGGGGCAGUUCUGUACUCCCUACGUUCCGCCAAGUGCAAUAUCCCAGUGUUAUCCCUCGGGAAUUCCAGAUUCUUGUGGGCUGUGAAAGCAGGGCAGAGCAGGCCCAGGACGCUACACUUGUUCCGAAAGCUGAAUGUUUCCUCUGGCUGGGAAUGCUGCCCUUUUUCCACGGAUUUUCCUUGGGUUUUUGGGUUGAGCUGCAUCCAAGUCCCUCGUUUGUGGUGUUCCUCUGAGAUUACCAAAGACUGGAGGACGUGGAGGAGGGGAGCUCCGAGCCCUUUCACGAAGGAAAUUUCCCUCCGUGCGCUGUCGGCGUGAGCAAGGCCUGGAUUCCCAAACUGGAUCCGCUCCAGCUGCUUUUGUAUUUCCCCUCUGGGCUGCCUGCCCUGCAGAGGCAGCGCUCCCAGGGCUGCCUGCACGGAGGGAGGAGGGUCCCAUCCUCCAAAACCCCCUUUGCACUCAGUGUCGGCGCUGCUCUGUGCACCGUGUGAGAGCAAACCCCGCUGCACCCCAAAAGAGCCGGGCCAGCUCCUGGCCGUCCUGCUUGUCCCGUUUGGUACCUGCUGUGUAGGUCCUGUCGCCUCUGCUCGUUAACUCAUCCCUAAAAUUCCCCUUGGAAUUCCAUCCCUGUGGGCACCGCGGCGUUGGCCCGACAGUGCCAAUCGCUUCCAGCUGGGAUUCGGGACAAUCUCUCGGUUUUCCUCUUUCCAAUCGGUUUUCAGGGAAAUGGAGGUUGUUUUUUUUCAGUGGAUGAUCAUUCCCUCUGUUAAAUUCAGAGGUCAGAGCAGACUUCAGACUCCUCUUGAUCAGAUGACACAAACCAAGGUGGAAAAAUCCCUUUCCAGGGAGUCCAUAAUGCGAGGGAAAAGAUAAGAUUGACCUUCAAGCCUGUCCUUUCCUGGUUGUUCUGUGCUUGAGCUGCUGCGGCUGGAUGGGAUGAGUGGGAAUUGCACAAGGGGGCAGGAGCAGCCUUCUCCUUUCUUUUUUGUCUUUGCACUUCUUCGGAGCACGGAGCUGCUCCUGAUGCCAAAUAUUUCCUUGGGAAUCAGGGGGUGUGGGAAUGGCGCUGGAGUGGUGGCACACAGAAAUUCCCAGCACUGGGGCAGACUGGAACUGGGAUUUGGCCUCAGGAAUUCUGCCCCCGGGCCCAGCAGGGCGACGCGUUCCCUGAUUGACCUGGGAGUUAAAGAUCCCUGGGCUUUUGGGAGGUGAUGGCCACGAAUUCUGGGUCAUUUUUUUGGGCUUUCCCCUCGCUCAGCCCCCCCAUUUCUUUUCUCCAAUGGAGAAGCCAAUUAUCCUGCUCCUGUCCUGAUCCAGAGGGAGGAAUUCCCAGCACUGCUCAUAUCCCCACGUCCUGUCCCUUCCUUGUCCCCUCCCAGCUGGGAAAAGCAGCAAUUCCAGCAGCCCGGGGGUGCUGACAAGUUGUUCUUUAAUUAGCAGCUGCACCUGAUUUAAAUUCAGAAUUUCAGCCAAUUUCCCCACAAGUUUUGCAGGCUGGGUGUUCGUCCAGGGGCAGAUCCUUGAGUUCAGCCUGUGAUGGUUUUGGUGCUUUUGUUUCUCUCAGAGAGUGUUGCUGCUUUGGGUUGGUUUAAA
Molecule: messenger RNA, 2871 nt
Organism: Lonchura striata (white-rumped munia)
Lineage: Eukaryota; Metazoa; Chordata; Aves; Passeriformes; Estrildidae
Source: RefSeq, a predicted model, not a curated record